Molecule: messenger RNA, 957 nt
Organism: Lolium perenne
Lineage: Eukaryota; Viridiplantae; Streptophyta; Magnoliopsida; Poales; Poaceae
Source: RefSeq, a predicted model, not a curated record
AUGAUCGAGAACACGCCACCGCUCCCUUCCUUCGCCGACGUCUUCUCCUGCCUCCUCCUUGACGAGUACAACAUCGACCACAACCAGCAGGAGGAGGGCGCCCACGCUAUGGCCGUCCAUGGCGGCCCGGCAGCGGACACAACGGUGGCGGCGGCUCUGCUGCCGAAGACCGGCGUGGCACUGGUUCUGACCGCGGCUAUGGCCGCGACACUCCAUCAGGCAGUGGCAGCCUCGGUCCAAUGGCAGGCCCAGAAACAGACCCAAAACCUGGCCAGGGGACAGUCCCUGUCGCAGGUGAUGCGUAUCCAUCUCGGAUCACUGCCCCCUCGAUCCCCUCGCCCCACCUACCUUGUCCGCUCCGAGAAUUCCCCCUACCACCCCGCCUGGGUUCCCAUCACGCGCUCCCCUCCUCGAUCCCCCACCCCGUCGCCCCACACCCAACCCACCCCGAUAGAUCCUCCUGCCCCACCCACCCCGCCCACCUCCAGCUCCCCAGGAUCCAACACCACGCCUAGCUCCAGCUCCCUUGGAUCCGACACCACGCCAUCCCCUACCAGCCUCUCCCGCCCGCGUGUGCGCCGCCUGCCACCAGAAUCUCUUGCACCCACUCAGCACUCGCCACCUCAGCCUCCCCUGCCCCUACGAGCUAUUGCUGUACAGCCACCCCAGAACCCACACAGAAUGUUAACCAGAGGCAAAACAGAUCCAAACUGGUACACUGCUAUGCUUGAGGAAUUUAAUGCCCUAAUGCGGAAUGACACAUGGUCUUUAGUUGCUCGUCCUGCAGCAAAUCCGGUGCAGCACCAAAGGACCAAGCACAUCGAGAUUGACCUGCACUUCGUCCGUGAUCGUGUGGCACUUGGUGAGGCCAAGGGAGUCCGUGAACUCUACGAACGGCAGCACUACGUGCGGCAGUGGACUAGCCACGAUCUUCUCUCUCUCUACUGUGAGAUUUAG